GCUGCUCAGAUGAAGUGGUUUGUACUAGCUGCCUUUACUGUGUGCAUCUUUGUGCCCACUGAUUCCUGUGAACCGGGACCACGUGGCUGGUGUUAUCACCAGAAUAUAUGCACUGUAGAUGAGCCCAACUGGCCAAAAAAUUACACCCAUUGCAGCGGAACUCGACAGUCACCCAUUAACAUCGUCUCAGAAUCUGCCAAACCGAACGACAACCUGACUGAAAUUCAUUUUGAAAAUUAUAAUGACACUUCCAAGAUAGAUUUCAUAGAAAAUAAUGACAACACAGUCAGAGUUAACCUUAGGAAAGGAGUUAAUAUUAGACUAGGGAACCUGUCCGAUGUAUACGAAACCCUACAAUUCCACUUCCACUGGGGCAACGGCUCCUCUGUCCCCGGCUCAGAGCACACAGUGGAUGGAAAGCGCUAUCCUAUGGAGCUGCAUAUUGUGAACACCAAGGAAAUGUACAAUCGGUGUAUAGCUGAUGCCAGUAAAGAUCCCACCGGAAUUGCAGCACUUGGUUUCUUCAUUGAGGUAAUGUCAGACAACUCAACUGGUCAGCCGGAAAGCUGGCGCAAUUUGACCUCUUACUUGGCCAAAAUCACAGAAAGAGACAACAACGUUUCGUUUAGUUCGACUGCAGCCGGGUUUUCCCUGAAAGACCUGCUUGGCAAUGUGUCUCUCUCUAAGUAUUACCGCUACCUUGGAUCUUUGACGACCCCCAAUUGUAGUGAGGCGGUGGUCUGGACCGUUUUUAAGGAACCGAUUAAAGUCAGCAAAGAUCUGAUUGACCUCUUCAGCACCACAGUGCGUGUCGAAAACAACACAUCACAACUCAUGACAAACGUCUACAGACGCAUACAAAAUCAAACAGAUAGAAUAGUCUGGACUCAGAGGAGCAACGGUUCUGCCUCGACAACCUGCUUCUCCCUGGGUCUGCUGCUCCUCAGUCUUGCACUGGGCUCGAGUUGGAGCUAAAAACAGAAAGAAGACGUCAUCAGCAACUUUUCUGAUCAACCCGUUGCCUCACUUCAGCACAUGCAUUCUUUCCCCAUUUAAUUAAAACUGAGCUGACAUAUAUACCUGUAUACACUAGACAAGGAAUCAUAGUUACUUUCAUAAAUUGUGUGUAAUCAUAUAUACUCAUAUAUACUAUGCAUACUCAUAAUGAAGUGUUUAUAUAGUGGAGUCACUGUGUUAAACAUUUAACCCGUAUGUUCAAAUCACAUGAUCCAUAUAUUUAGUUCAUAUAUAUCUCCCAGUAUAUUAAUGAAAAAUUUGUGCCACUUGUUGUAUGAACACAUGUUGAUUAAUACUGCUUAAAAAUGUAACAAUGGGGGUCAGUAGGAAACCUUUGAUAUCUUUAUGGCCUACUGUGACUAGUCCAACAAAGGGUUAAUUCAACUUGGCACUGCUAAAGUAUGUGCAUAAGACCCUUCUUGGCAUGCAGCUGCAUUUAACUGUACAACAGAAGCACGCAGUGGUUUGAGACGGCUGUGCAGCAGAAGCAUGCAGCUGUGUUUAACUGGACUGCUUCACGGCAUGUGCAGCCCUUCAACUGCUGUACAACAGAAGCAAGCAGUUGUUUGGAUGGAUGCAAAGCAAGGGCCUGCUGCCUUUUCUGGGGCUAUAAGCUAAAAAAGAUGAGCCCCUUCAAAUAGCUAUAAGAUAAAAGCAUAAGCCCCUCAAACGGCUAUAAGGAAAUAAACAUAAGGUUCCCUAAGCUGCCGAGAUUAAGAGGUUCCUUUGAUGUGAACGGCUGUAAGGUAAAAGCAGACGGCUCUGUGAAUGACUAAAGCCAGAACUGUACAGCCUUUUAAUAUUUCUAUAAGCAAAACAAACCUGGCCUCUGCAGGGCAGGCACCUGAAGUUCUGGCCCUCGCCUCAAACGCCAGAAGGCAAUGAAGUAAACCCUUACACAACAUGGAUAGCAGCUUAUGUCUAGCAUGGGCGCCCAGCAAAAGUGUUAGAUGGAU
Molecule: messenger RNA, 1973 nt
Organism: Oreochromis niloticus (Nile tilapia)
Lineage: Eukaryota; Metazoa; Chordata; Actinopteri; Cichliformes; Cichlidae
Product: carbonic anhydrase 4-like
Exons: 9
Coding region: 10-975 (321 amino acids)
Cellular component (GO): plasma membrane
Molecular function (GO): zinc ion binding; carbonate dehydratase activity
Source: RefSeq, a predicted model, not a curated record